AUGGCUCCCCACGUUGCAACCGGCAAGCGACGGCGGCCCGCGAGCGCGCUACUGUCGCCGCCUUCCCCCGUUGACGCCGCUGCGAUUGCGGACCAGAAGCAGCAGCAGAAGAAGAAGCGGCGACUUGACUCGACGACUGCAAUGGAGCAGUCGUUUGCAUGCAGUUCCAAGCUGGAAGAGAAGCAGACGCUGGUGGUUUGUGCGAAGCGACGGCGCAGUGUUUCAAGGCGAGAGGAGACGGAGAAGGUGACGAGUCACUUGGAGGAGGAGGAAGAAGAAGAAGAGACGCCGAGGGAGACAAAGAGACGUCGCGUAGCUGGAGAAGACGGGGGAGUGGAGAGCUCUGUACCUCUCGAGGUUUCGGUGUCGCCAUUGGCUAAACUGAGGGAAUCCCAGCUCUGUGCGAGUCAUUUGAUGGCUCGGAGAAACACGACGACAGCCAAAGCAGAGGGAGGAGAGAAGAUGGAGAAGGAGGAGGAGGACGAUGAUGAUAAGCAGGUGCUCGUGUCGUCGAGUCGAAGAGAGAACGACGACGAGCGGAGUCUGGAUGGCAGAAGGGACGAUGAUAACGGUCAAUCUCUGCUGACGAGUGAUGUAGCACUUGUCGUGGGUGGGAGUAAACGACCGCACGACUGUGAAAAUGUAGCCACCCAAGAAGAGCUGGCGGACCGUGUACGACACCGCACAUCGCUCCGAUCGGUGCAAGUGACGCCGCCGCCGUCGACACGGAUGUUGGACCGGAAAAACCCGCCGCCGCCCCCGAAACGACCAAAGCGCCGCACUUGUGGCGGCAUUGUCUACGCCCGGACGUAUCCACGUCUGGCUCUGUCGCCACUGGUGGACGACUCGCCGCCCACGUCGCCGCGCGUCUUUCGUUCACUGGAAAACGAGUUUGCGUUUGCGAUGCAGGACACGCCCGAGAUCCGGCCUCGGGUACGGCCGGCACCAAGGAUGGCUCGGGGAUCCAGGCGGUCCACGCGCGCAGGGGCGUCGCGGGCUCAUCGAUCUUUGGACACCCCCACGUCGACGAUGGUCUUGAGGUCCCGACAGCUGAAUCCGAGCUUGAGUGCCGAUGGGGGCAAGCCGGAGAACCAGCGCGAGCGGGAGCAACGGGACGCGCAACGUCGACAGUGA
Molecule: messenger RNA, 1134 nt
Organism: Peronospora matthiolae
Lineage: Eukaryota; Oomycota; Peronosporomycetes; Peronosporales; Peronosporaceae
Source: the annotation of a GenBank genome assembly